Molecule: messenger RNA, 2111 nt
Organism: Talpa occidentalis (Iberian mole)
Lineage: Eukaryota; Metazoa; Chordata; Mammalia; Eulipotyphla; Talpidae
Gene: INTS11
Product: integrator complex subunit 11
Exons: 17
Coding region: 34-1836 (600 amino acids)
Biological process (GO): snRNA processing
Cellular component (GO): nucleus
Source: RefSeq, a predicted model, not a curated record
CCCGUGCCGUACCAGAGGACAUCCGGCGGCGCCAUGCCCGAGAUCAGGGUCACGCCGCUCGGGGCCGGCCAGGACGUGGGCCGCAGCUGCAUCCUGGUGUCCAUCGCGGGCAAGAACGUCAUGCUGGACUGCGGGAUGCACAUGGGCUUCAAUGAUGACAGACGCUUUCCCGACUUCUCCUACAUCACACGCAGCGGCCGGCUGACUGACUUUCUGGACUGUGUGAUCAUCAGCCAUUUUCACCUGGACCACUGUGGAGCACUCCCCUACUUCAGCGAGAUGGUGGGCUACGACGGGCCCAUCUACAUGACCCACCCCACCCAGGCCAUCUGCCCAAUCCUGCUGGAGGACUAUCGCAAGAUUGCCGUGGACAAAAAGGGCGAGGCCAACUUCUUUACCUCCCAGAUGAUCAAGGACUGCAUGAAGAAGGUGGUGGCCGUCCACCUCCACCAGACUGUCCAGGUUGAUGACGAGCUGGAAAUCAAGGCCUACUACGCAGGCCAUGUGCUGGGGGCUGCCAUGUUCCAGAUUAAAGUGGGCUCGGAGUCUGUGGUCUACACGGGUGACUACAACAUGACCCCCGAUAGACACUUGGGGGCCGCCUGGAUCGACCGGUGCCGCCCCAACCUGCUCAUCACGGAGUCUACCUACGCCACCACCAUCCGCGACUCUAAGCGCUGCCGGGAGCGUGACUUCCUGAAGAAGGUCCACGAGACCGUCGAGCGCGGCGGGAAGGUGCUGAUUCCCGUGUUCGCCCUGGGCCGGGCACAGGAGCUCUGCAUCCUGCUGGAGACCUUCUGGGAGCGCAUGAACCUCAAGGCCCCCAUCUACUUCUCCACGGGCUUGACAGAGAAGGCCAACCACUACUACAAGCUCUUCAUCACCUGGACGAACCAGAAGAUCCGCAAGACCUUCGUGCAGAGGAACAUGUUCGAGUUCAAGCACAUCAAGGCCUUCGACCGGGCUUUUGCCGACAACCCAGGGCCGAUGGUAGUGUUUGCCACCCCCGGCAUGCUGCACGCCGGCCAGUCCCUGCAGAUCUUCCGGAAGUGGGCGGGCAACGAGAGGAACAUGGUCAUCAUGCCUGGCUACUGCGUGCAGGGCACUGUGGGCCACAAGAUCCUCAGCGGGCAGCGCAAGCUGGAGAUGGAGGGUCGGCAGGUGCUGGAGGUGAAGAUGCAGGUGGAGUACAUGUCCUUCAGCGCGCACGCAGACGCCAAGGGCAUCAUGCAGCUGGUGGGGCAGGCGGAGCCGGCCAACGUGCUGCUGGUGCAUGGGGAGGCCAAGAAGAUGGAGUUCCUGCGGCAGAAGAUCGAGCAGGAGUUCCGGGUCAGCUGCUACAUGCCGGCCAACGGGGAGACGGUGGUGCUGCCCACGAGCCCCAGCAUCCCCGUGGGCAUCUCGCUGGGGCUGCUGAAGCGGGAGAUGGCACAGGGCCUCCUCCCAGAUGCCAAGAAGCCCCGGCUCCUGCACGGGACCCUGAUCAUGAAGGACAGUAGCUUCCGGCUGGUGUCCUCGGAGCAGGCCCUCAAGGAGCUGGGCCUGGCGGAGCACCAGCUGCGCUUCACCUGCCGGGUGCAGCUGCAUGACCCACGCAAGGAGCAGGAGACUGCUGCCCGCGUCUACAGCCACCUGCGCAGUGUCCUCAAGGACCACUGCGUGCAACACCUGCCCGACGGCUCCGUGACUGUGGAGUCCAUCCUGGUUCAGGCCGCUGCCCACUCCGAGGACCCUAGCACCAAGGUGCUACUGGUUUCCUGGACUUACCAGGAUGAAGAGCUGGGGAGCUACCUCACGGCGCUGCUCAAGAAGGGCCUGCCCCAGGCCCCCAGCUGAAGCCACCACCUGGGCUGCCCUGAGCCGCCCUGUGCCACCGGAGGACCCAUCUCUGCCCCCGGCCCACGCCUGCCCCAGCCGUCCCUUCACUGCCUGGGAUGUCCACCGUGUCAAGUGCCUACUCGCGUGUCGCCGGCCAGCCUGGGGGCUGAACAGACCUGUGGGCUUUGGACCUUUUAUUUCUCUUCCUGGACCCCCAGGACAUUCCAGUAAAGCACAGCCAGAAGCGCCGGCCCCAGUCUCCCUCCUGUGUUGUGCGUGCGUGCUGCUGCGGG